CGGGGAUGUAGAGGUGGGAUUGCGAGAAUCGAAAGGUUGGAGAGCCCACACGCUCAGCUUCCGAGAAAUUUGUAGGUUGACAGUGGAAGGAUGUGGAUGAGGGCUGAAGUUUAGACAGAGCACAAGGGCUCUAAGGCCUGCCUGUGAUUGGCUGUCCGAUUCGUCCACAGCGGGGAGGCGCCACCUCACCUGGGCUCAGAACAGACUGUGAGAACCUCUCGGCUCCCCCUCCCGCCCGCCCCCCCAGCCCUGCACGUACUGGAACAUGUCUAGCGGACGGUCGGAUGGAAGCCGAGACCGGACAGCCGAGGCCCUAGAGCGAAGCAGCUGCAGUGAGGAUGUCCCUGUCAUCGAGCGCAGGAACCGCAGUGGCAUCAUCAGUGAGCCUCUGAGUAAGAGCCUUAAAAGGUCCCGCACCCUCUCCCAGUACACAGCCGCCUGCCCCACCAACACUAAUGGACACACACACCACAAUGGAGAGACCAAGAGCCACCCGGCCAAGCCCCAGCCGCCCCCACAGCCCCAGCCCACUGUCUCAGCGCUGGCGGCAGCCAAGCUGGACCGGACCCUGGAGCAAGUCCUGGAAGGACAGAAUGGCCUGCUGCACUUUGCCCAGGCUGCGGUGCUGUUAAAGAGGGCUGGGAUGGAGCACAUGCUGCUGCCGGGGGGCAUGGGGAUGGGGAUGGGGGGUAGCGAUUCAAUCUCAGGGGCAAACGACUUGGAGGGUGCGUCUGCUGCGGACUCCAUUGGCGGUAUUGCAGACUUCCCGUACGGUGUGGGAGGCGGCUUCCCGUUCAAUCCGGGACUGUUUAUCAUGACACCGGCCGGCGUGUUCCUGGCCGACAGCGCUCUGCACAUGGCCGGCCUGGCCGAGUACCCGGCGCAGAGCGAGCUGGCCUCCGCCAUCAACUCCGGCAAAAAGAAGCGGAAACGCUGCGGCAUGUGCCAGCCCUGCCGUCGGCGAAUUAACUGCGAGACGUGCAGCAGCUGCCGGAACCGCAAAACGGGCCACCAGAUCUGCAAGUUCCGCAAAUGUGAUGAGCUGAAAAAGAAACCAUCUGCCACUCUGGAGGUGAUGCUUCCUACAGGAGCAGCAUUCCGGUGGUUCCAGUAAGACUCUGACCCUCCUCCACUCUAACCCCUACCUACACAAACCCAAAGCUCUGCGAUCAAGUGCAAUGCCAACUCUCGCUUCGAUUGUAUCGGGCAUGGACACAGGCUGACAAGAAAACAAACAAACAUCAAAUAAAAAGAUGUUUAAAAAAUUAUGAAACAGGAAUGAUACAAAAUAAUCAACUGAGUAAUGGAUGCACCUAAUUAUUCCUUGAACCAAAAAUUAAAUAUAAAGAAAAUAAUCUAUGGCAACUUUCAUUCAUUCCCUUUUCUAUGUUCCCAUUUUGGUACAUUUUGUCCUGUUUCCAGCAGGUCUUUUCUGUCUCAGACAUGGAACUGUUCAUUGCCAAACAGAAAUGACUGACUGAGUGUUGGACAAUCAACACAUGUCUGUGUUUGGUGUUAAUGUUGUUCACGUGUGGAAAGAUACAGUACUUGUGUAGAGAAUGUACAUUUAUGGCUAUAUUUUAAAACUAGUGGCUAAUGGCAGGCACUAUUGUAAUUUAGCACCAUUGUUCUUAUCUAAACCCUUGUCUAUUUUAUGAUUUAUAUUGUUGCAAGAAUAUAGUUUGAAACGGAUCAAUGGUUGUCUUUUAAAAGAAAAAGGAAAUGUUUCAAAAUGUAAAAAUCCAUAUUUCUGAUUCAAAUGAAAAAGCAACUCUCAUCCUAUGGGGCAGAAGUCUAGGGGACUCUUUAGCAGGAGGAUGCUAACCUCCAGAGAACUCACUGGAAUCUCCCCAACCAACCAACCAACCAACCAACCAACCAACCAACCAACCAACCAACCAACCAACCAACCAACCAACCAACCAACCAACCAACCAACCAACCGUGUUUUCCUCACCUGUAUUUCCAAGCUUUUUAUUUAGUGAAACUGGCAGCCUUACGUUCCUGUGGCCCUAGCGACUGUGUCUGGCAUGAGGAGGACAGAGGGCGACAUCACUAGGAGGCACUUGUUCUGAGUCUACCCAUUUGAACGCACUGAAACAUGAAUUUAUUUGUACUUUUUAUUUGUUAAUUUUUUAAAAUUAUGUUGCUGGUAGCUACAUCUUUUAAAAACAACAGCGAUGUUUGUAUUCAUUUAGAAAAUUGGACUGGUUUUGUGAAUAAAAACGAAUGCAUGUAUUUGUGUAAACAUUUACAGUUCUGAUGUUUGUCUACUUGUCUUUGCAUGUUUUUUCCCCCUAAAACAGCGGGUGAAGUAUGAAAAUGUCCGGUAAAUCUUUCA
Messenger RNA from Salvelinus namaycush (lake trout), 2341 nucleotides. RefSeq names its product CXXC-type zinc finger protein 5-like. Gene Ontology annotation, cellular component: nucleus. The record is from RefSeq and is a predicted model, not a curated record. Gene Ontology annotation, molecular function: zinc ion binding; methyl-CpG binding. The coding region runs from base 266 to 1114 and encodes 282 amino acids. The transcript has 3 exons. NCBI's taxonomy places the organism in Eukaryota, Metazoa, Chordata, Actinopteri, Salmoniformes, Salmonidae.